AUGAAUCCAAAUUAUAAUCAACAACAACAACCACCUAUUUAUACAACUAAACAUUAUAUUCAUGAUCCUCAAGCAAAUGCAGGAAAUAAUAAUAAUCAAUCACAUCCUCCUGCUCCAGCAUAUCCUUAUUAUUCAAAUAAUCAACCACGAACAACUAUAACAUAUGUAAAUGACAGACCAAAUUAUGGACAACAACCCCAAUCUUAUGCUCCACCAAAUGCAAACUAUAAUGGACCACCAAAUCAGAAUUACAAUGGACCACCGCAUCCAAAUUAUAAUCAACCACCGCCAAAUCAAAAUUAUAACCAACCACCGAAUCAAAACUAUAAUCAACCACCACAUCCAAAUUAUAACCAACCACCAAAUAAUCGAAAUGAUUAUAAUAAUCCGGUUAGAGGAGGUGGUGGUCCUGCUGGUGGUGGUGGAAUCGAGAAAACGAAUGUGAUGUCGAAUGAAAGUCCAUUUCAUGAUCCAGCUCGUCGACAUGAACAAGUUAAUCCAUCACGUAGAAUAACAUCUACGGCAUCCUCAUCAAAAGAUAGUGGAGAAUCCAAUAAAACAUUAAAUCUUUCAGAAGAAAGUCCAUUUCAUAGUAUUUAUAGUGGUUAUCAUUAUCCAUCACAAAUAGAUCCAACAAAAAGAAUUACAACUCAAAAUGCAGGUGCACGUUCAACAGAUAAUAAAUCAUUAAAUUUAUCUGAUGAAAGUCCAUUUUUUUCAACAUAUGGACGUUAUCAUUAUCCAUCACAAAUCGAUCCACAAAAACGUAUUACAGAAAUGCCAAAAUCUAGUGGAUCUUUAGGACAAACAAAUGAAAUGUCAAAUGAAAAUCCAUUCAGUAAUUAUCGACCACCGUCACCUCGAAACUAUGCACCAGGUCCUGGACCAAAUUCAUAUUCACCACCUAAUAAUGAUUCGAAUAGAAAUUAUAACAAUAAUCCAGUACCAACUCCAUAUCGAUCGAAUCAAGAACAACAACCACCACCAAAUUAUUAUAAUCAUCCACAACCAUCAUCUAUGCGACCACCAAGUCCACCAGUAUCACAACCUCCAGUACGUCCACCAGCUCAAAAACCAAAUCCUUCUGGUCCACAAGAUAAAACAUCAUUAAAUAUGAGUCCUGAUAAUCCAUUUGCAGCAACUUAUGGUGGUUAUCAUUAUCCGUCGGCAGAAGAAAUUAAAGCUCAAAAACGAUCUAAUGAACGUAAUGCUCGUUUUGCAGAUCAACAACCAGUUAAUAAUAAUCGACCAGGAGGACAACCAUCAAAUCAAAUGAGUGAAUAUCCCGAAGCAGAAAACAAAGAUGUUAUUGCCGGAAAAGGAAACACGAAAUUUACUCGUUUUGAAGUCAAUUUUUGA
Adineta steineri is the source of this 1359-nucleotide messenger RNA. The record is from the annotation of a GenBank genome assembly. NCBI's taxonomy places the organism in Eukaryota, Metazoa, Rotifera, Eurotatoria, Adinetida, Adinetidae.